AUGCACCCCGUAACGCCCGUGGCCGCACACUGGCUUACGACCGUGCAAAUCGGCAUAACCGUGUCGUCCGGCGCCGAUGAUGCAGCAGAGAUGGUCGAAUGGAGUUGCUUCGUUCAACUGUCCAAUUUAGAACAAGUUCACCCUCAUCUACACAAAGCGGAGAACGACGAACCUCUACUCCUUUGCUCUCCAAGUCCCGGCACCGGUACGUCUAUCCGGAAGACAGGAAUGGAAGCUGAACUGGAGAGCCAUGAUUAG
Molecule: messenger RNA, 258 nt
Organism: Daldinia loculata
Lineage: Eukaryota; Fungi; Ascomycota; Sordariomycetes; Xylariales; Hypoxylaceae
Exons: 2
Coding region: 1-258 (85 amino acids)
Source: RefSeq, a predicted model, not a curated record